AUGUUCACAGACAACGAAUAUCUCAUGGGCUACUCCCUCCGCCGAAACGACACAUGCGCGGACGGUGAGAUAGAUUGCGGUCCGACCUGGAACACAUCUUCUGUCUCAUUUCGAAGAUGUUGUCCAGGAAAUACCGAAUGCCCUGCUGAACAACCAGCUCCAGGGGUAUGCUGCCCAACCAAAGAGGAUUGCAGCGCUUCUUUAUAUGAAAAAGAGCGCUGUGCAGACCCUACAGCGGAUCUCUACUUUACCGAUCAGACUAAGGGUUCUUUCUGCUGCGCAAAUGAUACCCAGGGGUUUUAUACCAGCGCCAACAAGUAUGCUGGCUGUGUAAAAGCGGAAGACGUGAAUGAUCUCGGUGUGAAAGUGACAGCAAUGAGAAAAGCUGUCCCAUAUACUCUACCUACCUCUACAAGCUCAGAUACUGCUACGGCUACAACACUCUCCUCGUCGACGUCAGGGGGAAUUACCGCAACCUCCACCUCCUCUAACAACGGCAAUACUAGUACUUCUCAAUCUAACACUGGGGCAAUUGCCGGUGGUGUAGUUGGUGGGAUAGCUGGCGUCAUCAUCUUGAUUGGGUUGGCCUGGUGUUUAUUCCGUCACCGAAAGAAGCAGAAGCACCCUCAAGACAGCCAAUAUAUUCCACGUUCCCAACCCCCUCUCUCGGAGAUGAGUGAGAGUAAUCGGAUCACAGAACUGAGCGGCCAAAGCGUUUCAGAGCUACCAGCAUCAUCGGAUCGGAAGUUCCCGCCUGCUGAAUUAGCAACAUGA
Penicillium vulpinum is the source of this 774-nucleotide messenger RNA. RefSeq lists its product as uncharacterized. The record is from RefSeq and is a predicted model, not a curated record. The coding region runs from base 1 to 774 and encodes 257 amino acids. Lineage: Eukaryota; Fungi; Ascomycota; Eurotiomycetes; Eurotiales; Aspergillaceae. The transcript is spliced from 2 exons.